GUGCAGUUUUAAACAUAGGUAGCAUGUGAAAGAAUGCAACUUUGGUCGAGCUUCGCUGUGAAGAUCACUUCUAUAUUCUUACAAUACGAUUGUUCUCAUUUCUAGUCGACGUUACUUUUUAUUUACUUUUCUGGACUGUUUUACUCGUGCGAUUAUCAAUUCUUUUUGUUCCGAGUUGAGUCAGUUCAGUGCCAACCUUGAACGUAGGUUGAUCGUCGAUAGUAGUACUAAAACGUUACUCAUGAAUCAGCUGACGAUGUUGAAAGUUAUUAUUUUGCUGUUAGUAAUUGUUUACGACGCUUCUGCUACGGACUGUCGUAUAUAUCUGCGAAGUAAUGCAACACAUGAGAAAGCACCACUGUUACUCAAACCGAAAGGUGCUCUGGUUUCUUUAUUACAACCGACAGGAUCACAUUUUCAACUGGAAGAAGGAGAGAAUACUCUGAUUGGAUGUGCCAGUUCCAAAAACAAAAUUGCUGAGUUAAACGAGCAUCUAGCCAGUGUCACAUGUGUGAAAAACCAGGAAUUUAAACUGAAUGGCACGAAAAAACAAUUUACUCAGCUGAAUUGUUCAUCCAGUAUUUCAAGUUCGAUAAAAGCACAAAAUCGUCCCUGUGCUGGGGGAACUGGUGUUUUAUUUGAUAUUGGGUUCGAAAUUCUCGGUAUACCGUUUGUCAAAUUCUUUCAAUCAUGUUAUAGUUUGGAAAGAUCUUCCGUGAUCUUCACGGAGCACGAAAUCCUGGGAAGUUCGAUUGACACUGCUCAAAUAAGCAAUGAUCGACCUGCAUUCAAGAUUGGUGGCUUAAAAAGUAAUGUGAGGUUCUCGUCGGUCUACACCCAAAAUUCUCAAAGAGAAAGGCUAACACAAUUGCUGGGAGCAGUAUCCGAAGCUGAGAAAUAUAUUUCUUCAUCGUCCUUUUUCGCCAAAGGACAUCUUACACCGGAUGGCGACGGUGUAUUGGACACCUGGGCUGGAGCAACUUACUUCUACAUCAAUGCUGCACCCGAGUGGCAGGUAAUCAACGUGGGCAACUGGGUACGGGUAGAAAAUGCCGCCCGAAGCAUUGCAGUCCGUUUAAACGACACAGUGAAAAUAUUCACCGGAGUGUACGACAUUCUGUCCCUUCCAGACGUGAACGGUCGAAUGGUUCCAAUCACGCUGGCGGAAAACUCACAACUGGAAGCUCCCAAGUGGUUCUGGAAGGUUUUGCACCACGCGGCGUCCAACUCGGCGAUUGCAUUGAUCACACUGAAUAACCCCUACGCCUCCGGCGGAGAGUAUCUGUGCCACGAUAUUUGCGAUCGGAACGGAUGGGGACACAAGGAGUUCCAGGAUUUGCGGAAAGGGUUCACCUACUGCUGCACCGUUCAGGAGCUGAGAAAAGCAAUCAAAUUCAUACCGACGAAAGCAGACGCAUCCAACAUUCUUCAGUUUAAUUAAAUUGUUUUCCCUUCUGUGCUGCUCGCAUAGCUUUCGUACAAAUAAAGUGUGGCGUGAGUAUGAUAUCUACGAAUGUAUUGAGCCUAAAAGGGGGCGAUCCACAUGAUUUUCCGAAACUAGGCUGUUUUGAAUUUUAUGCUAUCAAUAAUCAAACUUGAACAUUUUAUGCUAUCAAUAAUCUUCAAACCACAGGUACACAUAAACAGAAAUCGAGAGUUUCGAUCUAAACAUAGCAUUUUGUAUUUCGACCUCCUCUUCUCGGAAACUGCAAAAGGGUAAAAGUUCUGUUUGCUGAUGAGACGCAUUUAAAUCAAAUUCUGUUUCAGCUAAGCAAGUCCAUGUAUAGUAAUAUGCUAAAAUAGAGCGCCAUGUUCAAAUAUGAAAAUAUAUAAUGCCAACGCAUUGCAUAUUUUCAUAUUUGCACAUUAACGACUCACCAGUAUACGUUCAUUGCGUAGUAUAAUGUUUCCUAGCGUUUCAAUCAAAUAUGCGGACAAAAUGAGUAAAAUAAUUCCACAGUUAUGGAUAUGAAACCUAUAGAAUUAAUAAAUAUUCCAAAAAAUUCUUGCAAAAAAA
Molecule: messenger RNA, 2017 nt
Organism: Topomyia yanbarensis
Lineage: Eukaryota; Metazoa; Arthropoda; Insecta; Diptera; Culicidae
Exons: 5
Coding region: 242-1441 (399 amino acids)
Biological process (GO): apoptotic DNA fragmentation
Cellular component (GO): nucleus; mitochondrial inner membrane
Molecular function (GO): RNA endonuclease activity; single-stranded DNA endonuclease activity; metal ion binding
Source: RefSeq, a predicted model, not a curated record